Dromaius novaehollandiae (emu) is the source of this 960-nucleotide messenger RNA. Its product is annotated as olfactory receptor 51H1-like. Gene Ontology annotation, cellular component: plasma membrane. The transcript has a single exon. Gene Ontology annotation, molecular function: G protein-coupled receptor activity; olfactory receptor activity. Lineage: Eukaryota; Metazoa; Chordata; Aves; Casuariiformes; Dromaiidae. The coding region runs from base 1 to 960 and encodes 319 amino acids. Gene Ontology annotation, biological process: G protein-coupled receptor signaling pathway. The record is from RefSeq and is a predicted model, not a curated record.
AUGUCCGCUUCCAAUAAGACUGGUUUCAGUCCCCUGACCUUCAUCCUCACUGGGAUUCCUGGUCUGCCAAUGAGUAGCAUUGGCUGGAUAGCAUUCCCUCUCAGCUCCCUGUACCUCCUCAUGCUCUUGGGGAACUGCACCUUGCUCUGGACCAUAAAGACAGACCGCAGUCUCCACACACCGAUGUACUAUCUCCUCUCCAUGCUGGCCGUGGCAGACCUGGGCCUGUCUGUCUCCACACUGCCCUCCAUGCUGGCCAUAUUCUGGUUUGAGUCCACGUCCCUCCAUUUUGAUGUGUGCAUUAUCCAGAUGUACUUCAUCCACUCCUUCUCCGCCAUCGAGUCCGGGGUUCUGGUCGCCAUGGCCUUUGACCGCUUCAGCGCUAUCUGCUACCCUUUGCAAUAUGCCUCUGUCUUGACAAGCUCCCUGAUCAUGAAGGCAGGAGGGGUGAUCCUCAUGCGGGGUGUCUGUGUGGUGCUCCCAGUGGCUAUCCUAAUUAAGAAGCUCCCUUUCUGCAGGUCCAUGCUCCUGUCACACUCCUUCUGCCUGCACCAGGACAUGCUGAGGCUGGCUUGCGGAGAUGUCAGGGUCAACAGCUUGUACGGGCUGACUGCAGUGAUACUCACCAAGGGCCUCGACUCCCUGACCAUCCUCCUGUCUUACGUGAUGAUCGUCAGGGCCAUCAUGAACACCAUCUCCCAUGAAGCCCGAGCCAAAGCCUUUAGUACCUGCAUCUCCCACCUCUGUGCUGUCCUGGUCUUCUACAUCCCUCUCAUUGGCUUGUCCAUCAUCCACAGGUUUGGGAAGCACCUGCACCCCCUCACUCACACGCUCAUGGCCGAUGCCUACCUCCUGGUGCCACCUGUCCUGAACCCGCUUGUCUACAGCUGGAAAACCAAGCAGAUCCGCAGGCGGAUUCUCACCCUGCUCCGUUGGAGAGGGGCCCAACAGCAGGUCUAG